Hermetia illucens (black soldier fly) is the source of this 2456-nucleotide messenger RNA. RefSeq names its product anaphase-promoting complex subunit 5 (gene ida). Gene Ontology annotation, cellular component: anaphase-promoting complex. The coding region runs from base 201 to 2411 and encodes 736 amino acids. The record is from RefSeq and is a predicted model, not a curated record. The transcript is spliced from 2 exons. Gene Ontology annotation, biological process: positive regulation of mitotic metaphase/anaphase transition; protein K11-linked ubiquitination; anaphase-promoting complex-dependent catabolic process. Lineage: Eukaryota; Metazoa; Arthropoda; Insecta; Diptera; Stratiomyidae.
CCGAGUUGACUGGUGAAUCGAAAUGUCAAAACAAUUGUGACAUUUUCGGUCGUUUAGCUGCAAAGUCUGCGAGCCGGUAAAGAUUUUCGGUUACGCGGAAAGUUAGUCACGUUCCUUUUCCUUUUUGUUCAAAAGUAAUAAAGUAAAAUGCCUACUAUCGGAAAAUUAUAAAAGUUCACCAAACAACAGACGCCCCAACAAUGGACAAUCGUCGGGAGCUGGAGGCUCUCGACCCGUCGUCGAACAACGCGACUUACACCCGCGUUGAUGCCCUCACGCCACACAAAAUUGCGAUUGUAAUACUUAUUCAGCAAUACUUGAAGGCCAAACAGAAAGCUCAGGACAGUGGGACGAGCUACCCGGCGCAGUCGCGACGCAAGUUUUGUAUGGUCCUCUUGAAGCUGAUCCAGCUGCCUGACAUGUCGUACAAGGACUUAUACAGCACGCUCACAUCGUCCAAAUAUCGAAUCGACACCGCACACCUCGUCGACUUCGAGAAUUGCAUGAGCAAUCUCGUCUCCUCCAACAUCGGAUGCCUGUUCGACUUGUUCGACAUGCAGUCGGCAAUGGACAAGAUUCUAUCGGAAAACAGUGGCGUAAGCCAGUACGGGGUGGUGGGGCUGUACAUCCGGCGUGUGGCCGUGACAUUGGACCGCAUGACCUUCCCUGAAAUGAUGGCCUUGCACCGCAGCAUUAUUCUGUACUACGAGAAAGGGUUCCGGUCGUUAGGCAUCUGCCCGAGCGGCAAAUCUGCUAAUUCCUCAUUAGUUGACAAUCACAUCGUUAGCAAGGAGAGGAAUAAUCACAGCAAGUGGUCUGUCAAGCAGGCAGAGCUUUUUAUCCUUCAACAAAGUUUGUUGCUCGAGAGCAAUCAACUGCAGGCGCUACCACCAAUGGAGCUGCAGAGCAGAAUCAAUGAAAUCAUCGAGGACAAUCCGCUUUUGUCGCAAGCACACUUCCUCAGCUACAUGAACUACUUGCGGCUGCGAGAUUUCUUCAGCGCGCUAGAUGUCCUUCACCGGACGUUUGAUAGAAAUCCCGUUCAAACAUUGAACCCGACCGAGACCAGGGGUUUUCAGUAUUCCAGUUUAAACCUAGCAAUUUUCCACACUCAACUCAAUCACAAAACUUUGGCUGAGAAAUGCCUGCGAGAGUGCAUAAUGCUGUCCCAGCAGGCAGGGGACAAGCAUUGCCUCGAGCACGCUAACGCUUGGCAUUGUAUUCUGCACAGCGACAGCAUUAAGCCGAGUGAGAAGACCAUUCCCGACGACUCAGACCUAGCCAUGACACUACCCGCCUCGCUGAGUAUUCAAUUCGCCGUGAAAUUGGCUGCCAUCAGCGGCUACAAGCCGCACACAAUUUUCGAAAUUCUCUUGAAGAGCGACGACCUGAACUGUCGGAACACCAUCUCAGAGCUGGCUAUAAGUGCGGUUGCAGAGCGAGCGUCAAUUUGGUCCCUGUACGGGAAAAACGAGAUCGGCUCCUUGUACAGUCAAUUGCUGCUGAGACUGUACCAAAUCUGGACUCCUGAGAACGGAAACAACGAAGCCAUUUGCCAAGCACUUUGCCUACUUGCCCUAUGGCUGGGCACGCAGGGGGAAUAUGCCCUCUCGGCCGUUAUCCUGCAGAACGCCAGCAUCCGCUUUCCUCGUGAUCCGGUAGCCAGGACAUGGAUGACUUGUGACUGCUACGUUACAAUUGCGCAGGCGAUACACACCGGCAAAUGGCGCGACGGCAAUGAGUCAUGUUGUCAGCUCAGCCUUCUGGAUGAGAACGCCGGAAUUCUUCAACGCGCUUCAUUAUUCAUAGCACGAGGGAACCUCGUAUCUGCUCAGAAGAUCCUGGACAAGAUACUUUUGAAGCGCAACUUGGAACCAUUGGUCUACAUUCGUGCGUUGAUCCUCCUGGCGCACAGUCAAAUCAGUCGGACGCAAAUCUCGUCGCAGGUGGUCGACACCUUGAACACCGCCUUGACUCACGCGAAGGAGAAAUACCUUCAUCAUGAGGUCUCGGUAAUCAACAUGAUAUUUUCGCAUGUCCUCCUACAGAUGGGAAUGGCGCGACGGGCGUUUGAUGUGAUGCAAACUUGCCUGGAGCCGAUCUACUCCAAUGGAAGUAUCUACGACAAGGCAAGGGCGAGUGUUCUCUUCGCGCGGUGCACAGUUGCAGCCACGGAAGGCAAAGAGAAAAAAGUAGAGAAGAUUCUUGACUGCAUGGGCAUGAUUACGGAGGCGAUAUUUUUCUUCAAGAAACUCGAGGCUCACUCGAAGGUUAAAGACGUCUAUGUGUUCCUGGCCACAUUUUACCACAGUGUAGGGAUGCGUGCAGAGCGAAAUAGGUUUGCCUACAAAUUCAGGCAAUAUGAUCAAGACUUUCCCACGCAAACGGAGUAUUUGAGUGCGUUUUAUUGAAUUGUUGAGAUUUAUUGGCGAAAUAAAAUGAGCUAUUUAUUAUUU